This is a messenger RNA of Erythranthe guttata (spotted monkey flower), 1779 nucleotides long. The record is from RefSeq and is a predicted model, not a curated record. NCBI's taxonomy places the organism in Eukaryota, Viridiplantae, Streptophyta, Magnoliopsida, Lamiales, Phrymaceae.
GCAUGCGGACAAGCGUGGGCAGUAAUCGGCAUGUGGCCGAUAACUUGGGCAAACGAACGUUCGAGGGAAAUCGACCACGACUUGACAAGUGUGGGCAAUUUGACACGACCAGUUGGCAAGUCAAGCAAGGCAGCCCGAUGAGCGGGCGUGCUAAUGACCGUGUGGGCAAAGAACUGGCAAGUAAUCGGUAAAGGCAAGCAAACGUGCGGAAAAGACAAGGCAGAUGGGCUGCCUAGCAACCGGCCGGGCUGUUUGGGCCGUUUGGCGCGCGCCCGCGGGCCCGAUCAAGGUGGGCUUCGAAAAUCAGCCUUGUGGGCGGAUUUGAGUGAAGUUAUGGAGCGGUUGAGGCCUGGAAAGCACGAAAAACUGCUCCUUAUUACUUGUAUUAGUUGGCCAAGUGUCAUGUAUAAGUGCUGCCAUGUGUCCCUAGGUAGUUUUAUGUGAAAACUACCUUUUCCUUGUAUUUAUUUGGCUAUGAGUGCACAAAUCCGACCCAUUUUGUGGAGGACAGAUUCACGUCCGUUGCCGAGGAGAUGGGACUCCUCAUUGAUGCCGUUGAGACGAAGCUUGAUGGGAUGCUUACUGAUUUGACGGUGCUUAAGAGGGCUGUUCGAAAUGAGGGAUCAAGUUCUGAGGGCAGAUCAUCGGGAUCCAAAGUUCGUGUGCCGGAACCGACUGCGUUUGAUGGUGUGCGCAGCGCCAAAGAAGUCAAAAACUUCGUGUGGGAUAUGGAGAAUUACUUCGAGGCAGCCAAGGUUCCGGAUCACGAGAAAGUGACCAUUACAAGUAUGUAUCUUGUGGGGGAUGCAAAGUUGUGGUGGCGUGCUCGUUUGUCAGACGAUGCAAGUGCCAACCGAGUGAAGAUCGAGACUUGGGAGGUGCUGAAACGGGAGUUGAAAGAGCAAUUCCUACCUUGCAACUUGGGCUGGAUUGCAAGGGAAUCCCUUAGGCAAUUGAAGCACAAGGGAACCGUGUGGGAGUAUGUCAAGGACUUCAGUUCUCUGCUCCUUGACAUACGUGAUAUGUCCGAUAAAGAUAAGUUAUUCAACUUCAUGGCUGGAUUGCAGCCAUGGGCCCAAACCGAGUUGCGGAGACAAGGUGUGAAUGAACUGCCAAGUGCCAUCUCGGCAGCGGAUCGACUUGUCGAUUACAAGGUGAUGGGGGCCGAUGAUUCCGAUAAGGAAGGCUCGAAGAAGGAUAAGUCCAAGGAAAAGAAGUUCGGUGGCAAGGGUGGCCGUAAUUGGAAGCAAAAAGAGAGCGGUGAUGGCGAGGGAUCCCCGGCGCAUGCCAAGACCGGUGGACAGCCCGUCGUCAACAAACAAAACCGUGGCUGCUUUCUAUGUGAUAACAACCACCGAAUGAGGGACUGUCCGAAGAGGAGCAAGUUGAAUGCUUUGAUGAGGGAGUCGGAUAGUGAGGAAGAUUCGGACGAGACGAGGCGUGCGAAUCCGAUUCAAUUGUUGAGUGCUUUGGUCGUGGACAAGGCACCCAACGGCACCAAGGGUUUGAUGUAUGCCACAGUGCUGAUCAAUGGCAAAGAAGUGAAGGCGAUGGUUGAUUCGGGAGCAACACACAACUUCGUUGCCGAGAGAGAAGUCAAGAAGCUGGGCUUGACUCUCUGAAAACAUGCAAGUCAAGUGAAGGCUGUAAAUUCAGAGGCGGAGCCGGUGAGAGGCAGAACCGAUGUCGAUCUAGUGAUCGGUUCUUGGAAAGGGCAGUGCGGAUUGACUGCCGUACCACUGGAUGAUUUCGAUGUGAUAUUGGGGCAAGAGUUCCUAC